This is a messenger RNA of Microtus oregoni (creeping vole), 906 nucleotides long. Its product is annotated as testis-expressed protein 19.2-like. Bases 1 to 906 code for a protein of 301 amino acids. NCBI's taxonomy places the organism in Eukaryota, Metazoa, Chordata, Mammalia, Rodentia, Cricetidae. The transcript is spliced from 2 exons. Gene Ontology annotation, cellular component: nucleus; cytoplasm. The record is from RefSeq and is a predicted model, not a curated record. Gene Ontology annotation, biological process: male gonad development; spermatogenesis; placenta development.
AUGUGUCCCCUAGUCAACGUUCGCCGUGGGGCCAAGGGCAUGUCCCGCCUCUAUGCGGAAUGGCUAUACCAGCUUGUCCACGGAGAAGAGAUGAAGACCUGCUUUGCUUGCUACAAGGCAGCUUUCCAUACUAAUAGAAUAUUGCUGGAGAUGGUUUACUGGGAAGAGGAACCGAUACAGGAUGAGUCCCAGGCGCUCUCAGAGCCAGAGGAGCGGUCAGGGCAAAUCUGUGCAGAAGGUCAAGGACAUAUGUCUGAUGCCGUCAGUGACCAAUCAAGUUCUGGCUCUCCGAGUCCAGGCUCUGUAGGGACAGAGCUGGAACCUGAGGAAGCUGUACCCCUGGACCCCGGCGCUGAGAUUGAUGAGUGGAUGCAGGCCCUUCGCUGGAAAUUAGGUAACUUCUGUCCCUGCCCCCACCAGUGCACCAUCCCCACUCUGUCCUUGUGGGAUAUUUUCAGUGUGGACCCAUCUCCUGAGCAAGCUGUAUUGUUAGAGUUGAGCCCCCUUUGGCCAAUGGAAAAGGUAGUAGAAACGUGGUUGAGAAAACUGGAUUUCAACUUGGUGUUGUCUGGCUCUGGUACCGUCUGCUACUUGCUGUCAAUGACUCCUUUAUGGGUCGUGAUGACCCAAGUCAAUCGCUGGCAGGUGUUGCUGGACCCUGAUGCCUAUUUGCUGGCCCACCUAGAGACUGGACCUCAAAAGCAGACCCUGAACCGCUGGAGGCUGAGCAUCCUGGAGUCCUCAUGGCUGGGGGUAGAGCUGGUGCCUGCUGACUGCACCCUGCGGAAGGGAGGCUUCAAGGUGCACUCCUACCUGCCCUGGCAGAGUGACACCCCAGAGGUCUGGACCAGGGAGCCAGGGGAGAGGCUGCUUGUCAAAGAUAUUCAGAAGCUGAGGGACCUUUGA